Messenger RNA from Lindgomyces ingoldianus, 1344 nucleotides. Its product is annotated as adenine nucleotide alpha hydrolases-like protein. The record is from RefSeq and is a predicted model, not a curated record. Gene Ontology annotation, biological process: tRNA wobble position uridine thiolation. The transcript is spliced from 2 exons. The coding region runs from base 1 to 1344 and encodes 447 amino acids. NCBI's taxonomy places the organism in Eukaryota, Fungi, Ascomycota, Dothideomycetes, Pleosporales, Lindgomycetaceae. Gene Ontology annotation, molecular function: tRNA binding. Gene Ontology annotation, cellular component: cytosolic tRNA wobble base thiouridylase complex; mitochondrion.
AUGCCCCCCGCACCCUGUGCGCUAUGCAAAACUAACCGCGCCCUCAUUCUCCGCCCUAAAGACCACUCGAAGCUCUGCAAAUCCUGCUUCAUCUCCGUCUUCGAGACCGAAAUCCACCACACCAUCACCACAAACACCCUCUUCUACCGUGGCGAGAGAAUCGCAAUCGGCGCUUCUGGCGGCAAGGACAGCACGGUUCUCGCAUCCGUGCUUAAGACCCUCAACGAGCGCUAUGACUACGGCGUCGAGCUCAUUCUGCUCUCCAUCGACGAAGGCAUUAAAGGGUAUCGCGAUGACUCACUCGAGACAGUAAAGAGGAAUGCAAAGCAGUAUGAUAUGCCAUUGACCAUUCUGGGGUAUGAUGAGCUGUAUGGGUGGACGAUGGAUCAGGUGGUGGAGCAGGUGGGAAAGAAGGGGAAUUGUACGUAUUGCGGAGUGUUUAGACGGCAAGCGCUGGAUCGAGGUGCGGCGAGGUUGGGGGUGAGACAUGUGGUUACCGGACAUAAUGCGGAUGACGUUGCCGAGACGGUGCUUAUGAACUUGCUUCGCGGCGACCUCCCGCGACUUUCGAGAACCACGUCCAUUGUAACAUCCACUCCGUCCGCCGUCUCAUCCGACCCAAACUCACACACAAACAUCAAGCGCAGCAAGCCCUUGAAAUACGCCUACGAAAAGGAAAUCGUCCUCUAUGCCCACCAUAAGAAUCUCGACUACUUCAGUACCGAAUGCAUAUACUCUCCCGAAGCUUUUCGCGGCAGCGCUCGUGCACUUAUCAAAAACCUCGAGCGGGUCCGACCAAGUGCCAUACUUGACGUAGUGAGAAGCGGAGAGGACAUGGCAAAGCUAGUGCCGGGGAGUGACGUAAGCUGUGAGAGGACGUGUUCCAGCGCCACUCCCGCAGCCGAAGAAGAAGGCGGAUGCGGGAGUUCAAACGGAAGGACUGCGGGUGGGGAAAUGGCUAACAUGGAACUUCAACUCGCCCAAAACGAUGUUGCCGCCGAAGCCGGACUCGAGGUUGAGAUCACAUCCAGUCACAUUACCAGCAGCCAGCUAGAGGAGCACACCGUCAAGGCAGUGCAAGCUGCGAACGGAAAGAAUGGGAGAAAGAAGAAGGGACUAGCAAUCACACCACGCAAGAACCCCAAACAAGUGAUGGGGCAAUGCAAGCGCUGUGGAUACCUCUCCAGUCAGGAGAUCUGCAAAGCGUGUGUGUUGCUCGAAGGACUAAACAAGAAUCGACCCAAGAACAGUAUCGAAGUUGACUAUGAAGUACAAGAGAAGGAAAAUGGCGUGGUGCAAUGCGUCACCAACGGCUUGACCCGAGUACACAUUACGGGAGAUUGA